AUGGACCUAGAUGUGUGGAAUGUUAUAUUAAAUAGUCCUCAUGUUCACUAUAAGGAAGUAGAAGGGAAAUUAAGGGUUAAGUCUAGGAAGGAGUGGAGUGAUAAAGAUAAGAAAUUAAUUCAGACUAAUUGUAAAGCAUCUAAUAGCCUCCUUUGUGCCUUAAAUGUUAGUCAAUUUAACAAACUGUCUAUGUGUGAAAAUGCUAAACGAAUAUGGGAUACCUUAGAGACCAGUUAUGAAGGCACUAACCAAGUCAAGGAAUUCAAAAUUAGAUUGCUUACUUGUGGUUAUGAAUUCUUUAGGAUGAGAGAGGGUGAAUCAAUUAGUAAGAUGUUUGAAAGACCCACUAAUAUUGUAGAAGGUCUAAAAGCCUUAGGAAUGGAUUUCUUUAAUGGACAACUUGUAAAGAAAAUCCUUUAUAACCUACCAAAAUCUUGGAGACCCAAAGUUAAGGCUAUAGAAAAGGCUAUAAAUCUAAAUGAUUUUAAGCUAGAGGAGCUUAUAGCUUCCCUUCUCACUUAUUAG
Messenger RNA from Theobroma cacao (cacao), 525 nucleotides. The record is from RefSeq and is a predicted model, not a curated record. Lineage: Eukaryota; Viridiplantae; Streptophyta; Magnoliopsida; Malvales; Malvaceae.